CAAUUUUCCCGAGAAAAUCUCAUAUAUAUUUCUAAUUUGUUUGUUUAUUUUGUACCCACACCAUUCAUUCUAAUUCCGUCACAGGUUGUACAGCAAUUCUCUAAUCAUUCAUUUUUUAUUUUGGAAUUUUUUUUCUUGGAAUUUAAGAAUCAUUCUUGAAAUUUUCCCAGAAAAAAAUUUCACAUUCUUGCUUCUUAUUCAUCCUCAUCUCUUGUUUCUUCCAUCUCGUAACAAUUUUGUUGUAAUUCACACUUUGUUUAAAAUUCUCUCGAAAUUUUCAGUAAUUCAUUGUGAAUGGAGACCGGUGGUGGUGGAGGAUUUGGUGAUGGUAAUAAUCGUCGGCGGCUAUCAUUGAACGAAAGAACCAAUUCAUCGAACAAUCUACGAGGCAAAGACACCACCGAUGGCAACAACAACGGCGGCCGUCAAAACUUGACCUUAAACGCCGAUAAAAAGCUGCUAAAUCGGACACUUCUUGACAUCAUCCGUGAUGACGACUCGACCGGAGACAAAGACCAUAAGAAGAGCUGGAAACAUUUCAGAGAUACGCUCCGUCUCCGCCGUGCAGGAGUCGCUUGGGCCUCCUCCGUGUACAUUCCGACUUCCGAUGUUCCCGUUAAGCAAACUAAUAAUAGGAUGAUCACGCGGAGGCAUUCGACUCGGAUUAUGAAUACGAAUGAACCUAGCUCAAAUGAGUCGACUCACGAGUCAACUCAGCAAGAACUAUCAUCGGCAACUCAUGCUGAAUUCAAUAGAGUUACGAGCAACAGAGCGAUAUCGUUGAGGCGUCACUCGAGUUUUAUUCUAGAGAGACAAAAUAGUCGAUUGAUUACUACAAAUGAAGACAGCGUUCCUGAAGAUGAAAUAGAUUUAUCGGCGGAGGAGGUGGCGGGAGAGACGGAGGAGGAGGAGGAGAUGACGAUGGCGGAGAGGGAGGGAGAAAGGAGAGGGGAGGGGCGGGUGAGGAUUUCAUUGAUGUCAUUGUUGGCUGAGAGUGAUAGGCAAAUGGGAUUGGAGGGUUUGGCGUAUAUGAUUGAUGACGAUGAGGAAGAAGAGGGAGAGGAUGGUGGUGGAGGGGAGUAUAAUAAUUGUAGUGUGUGCAUGGUGAGGCACAAGGGUGCAGCGUUUAUACCAUGUGGGCAUACAUUUUGCAGGCUGUGUUCGAGGGAGCUUUGGGUACAAAGGGGUAAUUGCCCUGUUUGCAAUGGGUUCAUCUUGGAAAUUCUUGAUAUUUUUUGA
This is a messenger RNA of Ilex paraguariensis (yerba mate), 1239 nucleotides long. NCBI's taxonomy places the organism in Eukaryota, Viridiplantae, Streptophyta, Magnoliopsida, Aquifoliales, Aquifoliaceae. The record is from the annotation of a GenBank genome assembly.